UCCGCCCCAACUUCCUGAACUUCAAAAGUCGGGAAGCAUUUCCCAGAAGAAGGCUCCUGACAGCUGUCUUCCUCCCAAGCACAGAAGGUGCAUAUAUACCUACAUGGCAGUACCCCUAUCGGGACCAGCGCCCCCGGAAGGCCGCAGCAACGACUCCGAUAUGUCGGGAGCAACUUCAAGCACCGCCGGCGAGUCAUUCAACUUCCCUCCAGUGACGGUGCAGCAUGUCCAAAAUUGCUCGUUCUCGGCAUGGCACCCAACCUUCCGGUCCUGCACCCUGAAGAGCGUUGUGAUACCGCUCUCCGAGGACUUUGUAACGUAUCUGAAUGCGGACGGGGUGUUCCUGCCGUUGGACGGCAAUGGACGUCACCAAUACGGCUGGUCAAGCGACGAGGACGAGGACGAGGCGCAGGCGGGAAAAUCGGGCAUCACUGAACUGCCAGCAGAUACCGCAGAAGACACGUGGAAGCAGGACAUUCUCAGCAAAUUGCGCCUGGACGACGCUGCUUUGACGGACGAUACAUAUGUUGGGGAGGAGAAGGGUGCGGAUGAAGAUGAGGACGACGAUUUGCCGUCGUUUCCAGAGCUUCAGCAGAGGAUAGAGGAUGUCAUUGCGGAGUUUGGGGCUGUGUUUCCGAAGCUGAAUUGGAGUUCGCCUAAGGACGCCUGCUGGGUAGCAACGGGCUCCACGCUGAAAUGCACGUCACCCGCCGACGUCUUCCUGUUGCUCAAGAGUAGCGAUUUUGUAGCGCAUGAUCUGGGUCACGCAUUCGAAGGAUGCGUGACGGACACCACUGCCGGACAACCAGAGGAGGCGGAUGACGAGGCCGGGAUAGCUGGACCGGAGCAAUUCGACCUCAUUUUACGGAAGUGGUACGAGCUACUUCCGUCGAUGGAGUUCAGGUGCUUUGUGAAGGAUGAUCAGCUCGUCGGCAUAAGCCAACGAGACACCGCCAACUAUUACAAAUUCCUUGUGGACGAAGGCGAAGAGCUCGCCGGAUCGAUACGUACAUUCUUCCGCGACAAGAUCCGUGGCAGGUUCCCGGACCCAAGUUAUGUGUUCGACGUAUAUAUCAACCAGCACAACCGCAAAGUCUGGCUACUAGACUUUAAUCCGUUCAGCCCAACCACCGACUCCCUCCUGUUCUCGUGGCCCGAGAUCCUCAACGCACCAACACAAUCAACUUCAGACGCAGACCUCCCAUCACCCCCAACAUCACCCCCAUUCCGCAUAAUCCCCUCCCCCUCCUUAACCAUCCAAUCUGCCCACCCAGCCUACAGCAUGAACCGCCUCCCGCGCGACGCCGUCGAUCUGUCGAAUGGCGCGUCGAUUGAUCAAUUUGCGGAUGAUUGGAGGCGGAUGGUUAGGGAUGCGGCAUUGUAAAGGGUUUGCGUAUUAUGAUUGGUCACCCUAGAUAGUUUUUGGAACGUAUGGGAGGUGGGGUGGCAUUUACGGUUGGAAUCUGUAUAGUCUAGAUCGGUAGGCCGAUUGCUCUGUUUGUCCGAUUUCAGGCGUGUGUCGUAACGCCUCGGAAUGUACAUGGAAAGCUUCAUUCGUCACGACCCACUUACUUCCACUAGUAGACGCGGCUGA
Molecule: messenger RNA, 1594 nt
Organism: Fimicolochytrium jonesii
Lineage: Eukaryota; Fungi; Chytridiomycota; Chytridiomycetes; Spizellomycetales; Powellomycetaceae
Product: D123-domain-containing protein
Exons: 6
Coding region: 104-1384 (426 amino acids)
Cellular component (GO): cytoplasm
Source: RefSeq, a predicted model, not a curated record